UAUCGAAGACAAACCUCAGCAGGACAACAGCACUGUACAGUCACGGAUCGCUCUCUCCUCUUUCCUUUUGCUGGUCAUGUAGUGCAGGAGGUCGAUUGUCGGAAACGACACAUUUCCAGCCCUAGAAAAAAUGAAAUAAUACAAAGGAAAAGGUACCGACAUAAGCGACGAAGGUGAUGGGGUGGCAGCUGUCGAGUCGUAUCCGACGAAAUGGUGGCAGAAGAUUUCAGCUCAACACCUUGCCCUCUAUCAAAGGAAUCACAUCAUGAAAAAGUUUUAUUACAAACAGGCGAUGCACAUGGAGUCUGUGAUGAAGAUUUUACCUCGCCCGCUUGGCAGCUGGUGUCAGCUUCUUUUAAAACACCAUCUCUUGAUGCACUGGAAGAUUCACCCGAAGCAAAACAAAAAUACUUCAAAAAAUGCGUGCCCCUAUACACGGCUGCAGUAAAUGGUCACUGGGAAGCGGCUAAUAGAAUCAUGAAUGAAGAUGACACUCUUUUACAUGCAUCUAUCACGAAAGGAUGGCAGACUGUUCUUCAUGUUGCCGCAGGAGCAAAACAUGUUCACUUUGUGAAAGAGUUGCUGAAAUUGUUGGACGAACACGACCUAGAAUUACAAGAUCAAAAGGGCAAUACAGCCUUUUAUCAUGCUGUUGCAGCUGGAACCAUACCAGUGGCUAAGAUUUUGAUGCAAAAGAAUCCAAGGCUGCUAGAAAUUCGGGGAGGUCAAGGAUUGUCACCACUCUAUUAUGCUGCUUUGUUUGGACAUGACAAGAUGGCUUCGUAUCUCUACCCUAAACUCAUAGAACUUGUUAAUGAGGAGGAAAGAGCUGGGAUAUUUUUCAGCUGCAUUAACAACGGUUUAUAUGAACUAGCAUUGAAAAUGCUUAAAGAAUAUCCGGCGCUUGCAGUGGUUCGCAACGCGAAUAGUGAGACAGCAUUGCAUUUGUUGGCUCAGAAGCCUUCAGCAUUCUCCAUCAAAACUUCAAGAAUAUUGAAAAACUUCCUUUAUUCUUGUACAAACAAGAGAAACUUGACAACAACGCCCUGCUAUCAAUUACUGAAAUGUCUUUGGGAAAAGGUUUUAUGGCAAAAUGACUCGACUCUUAUCGACGUUAUAAGAAGGCCUUCAAAUGUACUAUUUAUCGCAACAAAGCUGGGAAACUUUAAGUUCGUGGCUGAGCUUAUUGGCUCUUAUCCUGAUUUGAUAUGGGAAACUGAUGAAAGCAAUCAGAGUUUAUUCCACAUCGCAGUCGCAUACCAUCAGGCAAGCAUAUUCAGUCAGGUACAAAAGCUGGGUUUAAAUAAGAAUAUCGUGCUCUCGUUUAUAGAUGAUAAGAACAACAACAUACUGCAUUUAGCGGCGAAGUUAGCUCCACCAAAUCAAUUGAAUACCGGGACAAGAUCUACCAUUCAAAUGAAACGAGACUUAUCAUGGUUUAAGGAAGUGAAAAAGUUCGUUCCACCAUCCUACCAAGAGAUGAAAAACUCAGAAGGCAAAACACCAAAGGAUAUAUUUAUCGAAGAACAUAAAAUGUUUAUCGGGAAAAGGAGUGUGGUUUCCAUCCCAAUGCAUAAAGCAAGUGCAAUGGAGGCUUUAAAUCAAGCUCAACCACCACCGGGCUCCAAUAUUUACAACCCUAAGCUGCAAAAAAAUAUAGACAUGUUUUGCGAACGGGGUCUAGCUCAAUGAAAAAUAGUCUUGAUUUGCAGAUUAAAGGUCUCAAGUUCGAAUCUUCAUGGUACUUUGAUAGUAUGUGUGUGUGUGAAAUCUCAUUCCCUCUUGUAGUUUAAACUAUCAUUUGUGGUUGUAGCCCAUUUAACCCAAACAGGUUCCACGUGAAGCAAAGACAUCUUCCAUUCACUCGUGGAGAAUGCGUGGCUGGGGAGGUACUUGCCAACAUUUGCAAUAGUGUGAGACUAGCUACGCAAUAAAUGCUAUUAUUAUUAUUUUUUAUUUUAAGGUUAAUUACAGUUUAAUACCCUGUGGUUACAUCCUUAAGACAUGUUAGUCUUUACCGUCUUAAUUUUUACAAUAACACCCAAUUUUUUAAA
This is a messenger RNA of Prunus persica (peach), 2054 nucleotides long. RefSeq lists its product as uncharacterized. Bases 211 to 1692 code for a protein of 493 amino acids. The record is from RefSeq and is a predicted model, not a curated record. NCBI's taxonomy places the organism in Eukaryota, Viridiplantae, Streptophyta, Magnoliopsida, Rosales, Rosaceae. Gene Ontology annotation, molecular function: protein binding. The transcript is spliced from 7 exons.